Messenger RNA from Thamnophis sirtalis, 2461 nucleotides. It is a transcript of the gene IGF2BP1, whose product is annotated as insulin like growth factor 2 mRNA binding protein 1. The record is from RefSeq and is a predicted model, not a curated record. Gene Ontology annotation, molecular function: RNA binding. NCBI's taxonomy places the organism in Eukaryota, Metazoa, Chordata, Lepidosauria, Squamata, Natricidae.
AAAAGUUUCGAAAAGCCUAGUCGUCUCCCCUCUCUCUCCACCCGGUGUAUGUGAGUUAUUUUCUUCUUUUCCCUCCCACCUCCCGUGACUCACUCCCGUUUUGGACCUACCCAACAUUUUGUGCAAAAGGCAUCAGCCAUGAACAAGCUGUAUAUUGGAAACCUCAACGAGAACGUGACUCCGGCGGAUCUGGAGAAAGUCUUCAACGACCACAAAAUAUCCUUCUCUGGCCAGUUCUUGGUGAAGUCUGGCUACGCCUUUGUCGACUGCCCAGAUGAGCAAUGGGCUAUGAAAGCCAUCGAAACUUUUUCUGGCAAAGUGGAGUUGCAUGGGAAACAACUCGAGAUUGAACACUCAGUCCCUAAAAAACAAAGGAGCCGUAAAAUUCAGAUAAGAAAUAUCCCCCCUCAGCUUCGAUGGGAGGUCUUGGAUGGUUUGCUAGCUCAAUAUGGUACUGUGGAAAACUGUGAACAAGUGAACACAGACAGCGAGACAGCAGUUGUUAAUGUCACCUACUCUAACAGAGAACAGACCAGACAAGCUAUCAUGAAACUUAAUGGACAUCAACUGGAAAACCAUGCGUUGAAGGUCUCGUACAUACCUGAUGAACAGAUUGUGCAGGGUGCAGAGAAUGGACGUCGAGGUGGUUUUGGAACACGGGGUGCCCCGCGGCAAGGUUCUCCUGUGGCUUCAGGAGCUCCAGUAAAACAGCAACCAGUAGAUAUCCCCCUUCGGCUUCUUGUUCCUACCCAGUAUGUGGGAGCCAUUAUUGGCAAAGAAGGUGCCACCAUCCGCAACAUAACCAAACAGACACAGUCCAAAAUUGAUGUGCAUCGGAAGGAAAAUGCGGGGGCAGCUGAGAAAGCAAUAAGCAUCCAUUCAACUCCAGAAGGCUGUUCUGCUGCUUGCAAGAUGAUCUUGGAAAUCAUGCAGAAAGAGGCAAAAGAUACCAAGACUGCUGAUGAAGUACCUCUGAAAAUCCUAGCCCACAACAACUUUGUGGGACGACUGAUUGGCAAGGAGGGCCGCAACCUAAAGAAAGUGGAACAGGACACAGAGACAAAGAUUACCAUCUCCUCCCUUCAGGAUUUGACAUUAUACAACCCUGAAAGGACUAUCACUGUAAAAGGCUCCAUCGAGAAUUGCUGCAGAGCAGAGCAAGAAAUUAUGAAGAAAGUGAGGGAGGCAUAUGAGAAUGAUGUAGCAGCCAUGAGUCUACAAUCACACUUGAUACCUGGUCUCAACCUAGCUGCUGUUGGUCUCUUUCCUGCCUCUUCCAAUGCAGUGCCGCCGCCUCCAAGUAGUGUUUCUGGAGCAGCUCCAUAUAAUUCUUUUUUGCCUCCUGAGCAAGAGACCGUACAUGUUUUCAUCCCUGCCCAGGCUGUAGGCGCAAUCAUUGGCAAGAAGGGUCAGCACAUCAAACAACUCUCCAGAUUCGCAAGUGCCUCAAUCAAGAUUGCUCCUCCCGAGACUCCAGAUUCCAAAGUGCGAAUGGUGAUAAUCACUGGACCACCAGAAGCCCAGUUUAAGGCUCAAGGACGAAUUUAUGGAAAGCUGAAAGAGGAGAACUUUUUUGGGCCCAAAGAAGAAGUGAAACUUGAGACGCACAUCCGAGUCCCUGCCUCAGCAGCAGGAAGAGUCAUUGGCAAAGGAGGCAAAACAGUCAACGAACUUCAGAACCUGACAGCAGCUGAGGUAGUUGUUCCCCGGGAUCAAACCCCUGAUGAGAAUGAGCAAGUCAUUGUCAAAAUCAUCGGACAUUUCUAUGCUAGCCAGAUGGCUCAACGCAAAAUACGUGAUAUCCUUGCUCAGGUGAAACAACAGCAUCAAAAGGGACAGAACAACCAGACACAAGCACGAAGGAAAUAGGAAAUGACUUGUACCCGGGUGUGUGAAAGAAGAGAGAGAGAGAUGGACAAAUGGAUGAACAACAAUGACAAUGGAUGAAACAAAGCCAAGCAGAAAAGAAUGAUAAUCUAUUUCAGAACCCUAAGAGUGGCUGGGAUUCAGUUUACCGUAGGCAGGUCUUAGUAAUUUUUUGGAGAUGGGUGUUUUACUCUUAUCAUGAGCAUAUACAUAUCUGUUUCCGUACAGAUGUGGCCUCUCACACAAAGGUAUUUUCACAUGGUAUUCCUUUUUUGGGGCGGAGAGGGGGUAUACUUGGUUUAGCAAUAAACAAAAAGUUCCUAAUCAAAUUACUCCUAUCAGAAUAUCAAACUACAUAGGAUCAUGAUUUUAUCUAGGAAAGCAAGAAGCUUACACAUGGAAGUAUUCAUGCUUUACCAGAUCAAGGCCAAUUUUUUUUUAAAAAAAACUUAAUACUUCCUUCCCCACCCCCAAUAGUUUCAGGAUUUACUUGGACAACCCUGCCCCUAGCAUGAAUUGCAGUUAAUAUUUGCACUUGGCAAGAGAAGGGCAGAGGAUGGAACCAGCCUCCUCAAUAGGCUUUCUUAUCUGAUAU